Anneissia japonica is the source of this 1789-nucleotide messenger RNA. Its product is annotated as lysine-specific demethylase 8-like. Bases 221 to 1417 code for a protein of 398 amino acids. The record is from RefSeq and is a predicted model, not a curated record. NCBI's taxonomy places the organism in Eukaryota, Metazoa, Echinodermata, Crinoidea, Comatulida, Comatulidae. The transcript has 8 exons. Gene Ontology annotation, molecular function: histone H3K36 demethylase activity. Gene Ontology annotation, cellular component: nucleus.
CGCGGUUAUGGAGAUCGAACAUGACCGAAGCCUGUUUUUCCAAGGCCUAGGCUAUACCUGGUUAUUUGGCACUGUACGUAGGCCUAGGUCAAGCACACUUCAGAUUGUCAGGAUCCGAAACUGAAUGUUGUUAACCAUUGUACCUAUACCACAUGCUGUGGCUGGAAUGGCGGCGCCAUAUAAUCGAUUAAUUGAUCAAUUGAUUUUAAGAUAAUCCACCAUGACCGAAAACCUGCCAUCAUUCUUCCCAUAUGAAGAAAUAAAACUUUAUAAAAUCUGUGAUGCCAGUAUUGGAUCAGAUAUUUAUCAACUUUUCCAGCUUUGUAUUAAGAAAUUCUUUUCCCAAGACUACAAACUUGCUGAAGAAGUUUGUGAUGAGCUUGUUGAUAUUAUAUGGGAAAGGUUAAACACAGGUCACUGGAGUCAGGUGACUAUUACAUGGAGACAGCUCUAUACAUUGGUAUCACUGAUUAAAGCUGGUGCCAUGCUAGCUCAUGGUCAAGGCAAACCUCAAGAUGCUUUAACUGUGUGUGACCUUGGACUAGUAAUGGGGGCUCCAAUUAUGGACAACAUAUUAAACAGACUAGCAUCUUAUAUACAUACCAAUCUUUUAAAGGACAAACCCAAGCCUCAGGAUUCCAAGAAUUAUGAGGAAUUUAAAACAAAAAAGCAAAAGAUGCACAACAUUAUUAUCAAGCAUCCAAUUCAGCUGGUUGAUUGUCUGUCACUGGAAUCCUUUAAGCGACUUUACAUGGACUCCAAUCAACCAGUAAUAUUUAAUGGCGCGAUGGAUCAUUGGCCGGCAAUGUCAAAUAAUAAGUGGAGUUUAGAUUAUUUAAGGAAGGUAGCUGGAGAAAGACUAGUACCAAUCGAAGUGGGCUCAAGGUAUACAGAUGAUAGUUGGUCUCAAACUCUUAUCACUAUUUCACAAUUCAUCGAUGGCUAUAUUUGUGCAAAAAGCCCAGGUGAAACUGGUUAUCUUGCCCAACAUCAACUAUUUGAUCAGAUUCCUGAAUUAAGAUCUGACAUAUGUAUACCAGACUAUUGCUGCCUUUCAGAGGGGACAGAGGAUGAAGAGCCUGUUAUUAACGCAUGGUUUGGGCCAGAAGGUACCGUGUCACCUUUGCAUUAUGAUCCAAAGCAUAAUUUCCUCGCUCAAGUCGUUGGCGAAAAAUAUGUACGUUUGUAUGAUCCACAAUAUACAGAUGCGCUAUAUCCUCACACAGGGUGUAUCCUGGAAAACACAAGUCAGGUUGAUGUGGAGGCUGUAGAUCAAGAAUCAUAUCCUUUGUUCUCAUCUGCACCAUAUACAGAAUGUGUUUUAAAAUCUGGACAAAUGCUGUACAUCCCUCCUAAGUACUGGCAUUAUAUUAGGUCUUUAGCAACAAGUUUUUCAGUCAGCUUUUGGUGGUCAUAACAAACAGUAUGUUUGUAUGGGAAGUGUAUUGUAAUAGAAUUAGUAGAGUAGAAAUAAGGUUUUAAAAACAUUGAAACAGAAGGUUUUUUUUAACUGAUUUUGGUACAGUUGGAUGUACUGAAAACUAAACCGAAAAGCUAUAAACCGUUCGUACCAACCAGAUUGCGGUAAUAUUGCUGUAAUAUAACGCCUUUUUUUAUGAAUGGAUCACGCACACCGAGACAGUCAUAGAGCCCCGUUGGAGAUUUUGUCCGUUAUUGCAAAAUUUUAAAUCACUGACUGAGGGCUUCCUUUAUUGUUGUUGUUUCUAGAAAAUUGUGCUAAACGCGAAGUACAGUAAAUAUCGUAAUGGCAUCAUCUACAGACGUAAUC